Molecule: messenger RNA, 345 nt
Organism: Entrophospora sp. SA101
Lineage: Eukaryota; Fungi; Glomeromycota; Glomeromycetes; Entrophosporales; Entrophosporaceae
Source: the annotation of a GenBank genome assembly
GAUGUAGGUGGUCAAGAUAAGAUUCGACCAUUGUGGCGUCAUUAUUAUACAGGAACUCAAGGACUUAUAUUUGUGGUAGAUUCACAAGAUCGUGAUCGAAUUGAUGAAGCUAAACAAGAAUUGCAUCGAAUUCUUUCUGAUCGUGAAAUGAAAGAUUGUUUAUUAUUGGUAUUCGCCAAUAAACAAGAUUUACCAACCGCAAUGUCACCUACUGAAGUAACUGAAAAAUUAGGAUUACACCGUAUGAAAGAUCGAGCCUGGUAUGUUCAUCCUUCAUGUGCUACAACUGGAGAAGGUCUUUUUGAAGGAUUGAAUUGGUUAAGUCAGAAUACUAAGAUGAAAUAA